ACUAUGUAAAUCUAUGUAAGUCAGUCCUGAGGGAAGCCGUGCAGCCAAGACCAAGACCAAAUUGAGGCGGCGGUGUAAACAAGAGCAGCAUGGCGGCCACCCCGACGCCCGGCAACCUCUUCGACGAGUUUGAGGAGGCCUUCCAGAAUUGCAUGGCCCCAUUGACCAAGGAAGAUAACUUCAACGCUGUCAACCAUGAUGAGCUGCGGACCAAUGCAGAGACUAGUGGCCAGCGAUUCCUGGACCUCGCCAGGCAGAUGGAAGCAUUUUUCUUACAAAAGCGUUACUUGCUGUCUAUCCAGAAACCAGAAUUAAUACUUAUGGAGGACAUCAUGGACAUGCGCAGUGAGCUUGCCCGCAAGGAUGAGCUGCUCAAGAAGCAUGCAGAGAAGUUAAAUGAGUGGCAAGGACUGCUGUCCUCCAUGCAGACCCGCCUGGGCACCUCCAACUCUAUAGGCCCCCGCCCUCCUGGUCCACCCGGUCCCCCUGUGCCCACUGUGCCCUCCAUGCAUCCCGGAAUGAUGGCCACCCAGUCCAGCGGCCACCAGUCUGUGCCCAUGCCAGGCCUGAGCCCUGUAGGAGGAGGCGGCAUGGGCCCCUCCCCCAUGGUACCCACGGGGGUGCCAUCCAUGCAGCAUGGCAUGAACAACCCCAACAUGACCAUGCCUCAGACCUCCAUGAUGCAAAUGGGUGGUGGUGGUGGAGGAGGAGGGAGCAUGGGCCCAGGUCCUGGAAUGGGGGGGAUGGGAGGCAUGGCUCAGGGGGGGUAUCAGGGGGGCCCCGGGGGAGCAAUGUAUCCUGGCAGCAUGGGUCCCCAGCACCAAGGGGCACCACCUGGGGGGCUGCAGGGACCUCUUGCCUACCUUGAAAAGACCACCACUAAUAUAGGCAUGCCGGAGCCUAGGCGCUGACUAACUCGCUAGGUCACAGUUGUGCUGGGAACCUUUACAAAGCCUACAGUGCAGCAAGACCUCAUUCUGACUUCCAAUGGCCAGUGUAGUGGAUCAUAGCUUCUAAUGACCUCACUGUGAUGGAGAUUUUGCUGCUAACGGACUUCAAGGUAUUAAAAUUGUAGCUUCUUACUUACCAGUAUGUUGCACCUAUUCUUUUCAUUUUGAACUAAAAUUUAACAUUGUGUGAACCAAAAAGGCUUUGGUUUACAAUUGGCUUCUAUAACCUUUCCUUUACAUAUUUGGUGUAUGUAGUAAAGUUCGGCAUCUAACAAACUUCCAGGUAGUGAGGAUGUGGCUUACAUUUAGUGUGUACUGGACUGUUGUCAUUGUGUUGGUGUUGAAGGCUGAGCUUGAGGCUGUCAGAACUCAGCUUGCAGCCAAGGUUAUGGAGAAAGAGUUUCCACUUUUCUCUUCUAGCCAAGGUGAGUGUGUACAGAAAAUUGGUGACUCCUUUCCUACAAAACACCAUUAUUCUCUUAUUUUUAUAUUUGAUGGGUGUAUGACAGAUGGCUGAUUAUUGUAAAACCAUGUUAAGAUGUAGAAAGCAAGACAAUAAGCAUCAGGGAGCAUACUUUUAAUUCCUCGGUUUUGCAAUAUGUGAUUGUUGCCGUCUAACUGACAUCUUCUCCUCUUUAAAAUCUUCAUCAGAGAAUGAGGUCUUGCCAUAGAAGUACAUAUACAGUAUCCAUUUAAAAUGCAACUUACCUUUUAGUAUUCUGUAAUGUUGCUGAUGUUUAAUGUAUAGAUAUUUUUACCUAUUUUAUUGUAAUUAUUUAUCAACAAAACUAUUUUAUA
Eriocheir sinensis (Chinese mitten crab) is the source of this 1748-nucleotide messenger RNA. It is a transcript of the gene MED28, whose product is annotated as mediator of RNA polymerase II transcription subunit 28-like. The transcript has 4 exons. The coding region runs from base 90 to 911 and encodes 273 amino acids. NCBI's taxonomy places the organism in Eukaryota, Metazoa, Arthropoda, Malacostraca, Decapoda, Varunidae. Gene Ontology annotation, cellular component: mediator complex. The record is from RefSeq and is a predicted model, not a curated record.